This is a messenger RNA of Frankliniella occidentalis (western flower thrips), 1010 nucleotides long. RefSeq lists its product as uncharacterized. Lineage: Eukaryota; Metazoa; Arthropoda; Insecta; Thysanoptera; Thripidae. The record is from RefSeq and is a predicted model, not a curated record. The coding region runs from base 39 to 419 and encodes 126 amino acids. The transcript is spliced from 2 exons.
CGAGGCUAGGGGUAUGAGAAAUUGUUCCCCCUAAUGCAAUGUUAAUGUCGACGUGCGCCACCGACACAUUCGAGACAAAGGCUGGUAAACACGGCGCGCACCGCGCGUCACUAAAGUUUGGCAGUUAUAAACUGUCAAGGAAUAUGGGACAAGAAAUCCGACAAUUCAUUCGAGGAAGAAAUAAAACGGUAGAGCCAAAUACCCGUUUGCAAUGUCCAAUUCUACAAAAGGAACCAUCAAGAGACUGUUGUCAGGGAGAGUGCACCUUUCGUGCGAAUCACAACUGUUUGUGGGUGAAAUACUUCUCAGAGACUAGUGAAAUCAAGAGAGAAAAGAUAUGGUUGGAGGCACAUCAGCAGAAUAUUGUACUCCGAGAACAGAUCAGGCAACUGAAACUCGAAUUGGGUUUGGUGGAAUAGUUCUGAUGCGGUAAUGUGAUGUGAAACACGGGGAGAUAUAUAACUGAGGAACAAUAAUAGUCAACAUGCAUUAGGAGGUAAGGUAGUGAGGGGCCAAUAUGUGUCAUCUGUCUUUGACUGUCUCACUUUGAACCUGUUUUAUAAAAUAAAUGUGGGUUUGAGUGUGAGGAUAAUGUCCAUUGAGAAACAUUUAUCAAAUCAAAGCCAAUUGACGGGAUGAAAUGUGCUUUAGGAAGAGGUCGCAAUAAUCAUAUUAGAAGUUAAAGAUAUCCCACGAAACACUGUUACUAUGUCUGUGAAACGCACAGACAGCCUUUAAGGCUGGAUGUGUCAAAAAUGACCACUUUAUUACUAUAAAUUUUUAUAUACUAUUUAUUAUAACUAUUUUAUUGAAGAUAUAAAUUAUUGGUGCAAUAUAUUGUGUGUCCCGUGAGGGUCAGGGUGUGAGUGAGUAAUCUACAAGUAGUCUCAAAGACUGAACUUGUCGAUAUUGACCACUAUACUACCGAGGAUUUAAAUUGAGAAUGCAGGACUUCAUUUUUAAUGUGAGGAGAAGCCUUAGAAGGAAAUAAAACAAUUGUUUUCCACAUA